Molecule: messenger RNA, 1785 nt
Organism: Theobroma cacao (cacao)
Lineage: Eukaryota; Viridiplantae; Streptophyta; Magnoliopsida; Malvales; Malvaceae
Product: coiled coil protein
Source: RefSeq, a predicted model, not a curated record
CAAAGAAAGAAGGUAUACGCAAAACCGCGCUAACGUUUUAGAAUUUGAGAUUGGGAGUUUGGGACCAAUUUUCUCCGUACAACAAUGGAGGAUCGUUCGGAGAAACCAAACCCUAACCCUAAAUCGCACUUCAAGAACCAAAAUUACGACAAUACAAAGGGGGAGAAGAAGCAGAAGAAGAAGAGCGAAUUUGAGUUUUGCAAGGUUUGUAAGCUGAAUCACAACCAAGGGCCACGUCAUAAAUAUUUCCCUAACCACAAAAACUCCCUCUCCGCUUUCCUUUCUCGGAUUCAGAACAAAAUUAACGACAUUCGCUUCUUCUUGAAAAACCCCACCAUUAUUCGACCUGAACACGCCGAACGCAACCGAUUUUGGUGCGUCUUCUGCGAUGCUGAUGUCGACGAGCUCGAUAGCUCUUUCGCUUGUGAAAAUGCUAUUAAUCACUUGGUGAGCGCGCAUCACCUGAAGAAUUUGAAGCAUUUUCUCUGGCAAUAUGGUGGUAAGAUGGACUGUUUGGACAUGUAUAGGAUAUUGGAAACUGAUCUAACUAAGUGGCAGAAGAAGUGCAAGUCAUUGAAGAGUGAAGCUGUGGCUGCCCUUGGUGAAGGAUCUUGUGGAGUUGUAUAUGGAACUUCUUAUGAUAUCCAAAAUAAUGUCAACUUUGACAAAAUAAAUAAUCUUGAACAGAAUGAUAUUAACCCUCUCAAAUCAAGUUAUUCAAAUGUUGUUACGCCUUUACAGUACCAUACGAAUGAGUCUCAGAUAUCUAAUUCAAGAUUCUCCGAAGUUGCAAACUUUGGUUCAAAUUUGCAUGAUGUUAACUUUUCUUUGCCUGCGGCUGCAUGUUCCAAUAUUAGUUUGUGGAACUCGAAUGAUUUGACAGCUAACAGCAUAAGCCAACAUGAUCUUCUUUACAAGAAUGGAAUAUGCUCAGCCAAUGCUUACCUGAGUCAUAUUGGGGUGUGCCAAGUGUAUCAGGGUGGAAGCAUGGUGAAUAGAGAAAGCAGUUCUCAGGGUUUGCUGAGCCUAACUGAAGUUGCUUCCCUGUCAACAGUAGAUGCUGGAGGAAAUGUGCAUUCUGGAGCACCCCCUCCCUGGUUUGAAGCAAAACCAGCUUUAAGUAGCUUUAUUUCAUCAAAUAAGUCACAGAAAUCCUCUAAGUUGAAUCCAAAAAGGGUGGGAGCUGCUUGGGCUGAGAAGCGAAAGAUGGAGCUGGAGAAGGAGAAGAGAGGGGAGAUUGUCAAGAGUGAUUGUGAUGCUAACUGGCUUCCUAAUUUUGGUAGAGUUUGGCAGUCAGGUAGCAGGAAGGAAUCUAGAAAAGAAUUUGAGAUCGAGAAACAGAAGUUCCUCAAGGUUGAAAGUCAUUCUGAGAUGCCAAUUAAGAUACAGCCUUAUAUCAGCAAGCGAAUGCGAAGAGAUUUUGGUGAAUGAUAACUAGUGACCAUGCAAAGAAAAGAAACUCUGGUGAAGCUGAUGCUCAAAGAAUCAAGUAGCAUUCUUUUGUUUUUCCCCUCCCAUGGUGAAUCUAAAGAUUCACAGGGAGAAAUUUUCAGGAGAAGGGGCAGUGGGUCAUGGUGAUUUCACCCUAAGAUAUUUAGGAAAUGUUGAGAUCCUUAAAUGUGUUACACCUGGAUUCUUAUCCUACCUCUCAAAGUUGUGCACAUUGUACAGCAUAAGAAAUACAAAUUAUCUUCCCUCCCGGAUCUUUUACUUUCCUCACAAAAUGUACCAUUGGCUGUGUUUCGUUCUUUCUAUAGCAAGCAGAUGUGCUGUUUUGAAUUUGAA